GACCUGUUACUAAAUUCAAAUUUCAUCUCAAUCCAGUUUCUCAAUUCAGUUGUAUACCUUUUUUACAUAAGUUAUGUACUUUCUUACAGUACCUACGUUUUCAUCUCAAUUCAGUUUUAUACCUUUUUUACAUAAGUUAUGUCUUUUCUUACAGUACCUACGUUAUAUUCACCGAAAAAUGCCACGUCUUCGUGGAAGAUCCAGAAAUAUUGGUAGACGUAGUCAACGAUCGCAAUAUGUCCAUAAUCGUCGAUUGAAUAGAACAAUAAUUGAGGAACACUCAACGGAUAACGUAAAUUUAGGAGAUCAAGUUACAAAUACACGUACAGAUGAGAAUUUAGAACAACCCCAUCAACGUCUUCGUACUAAUACAUUGAGACAAAGAGAGGAGCGUCUACGAGAGACCGACGCACAGAGAGAACGUGAUCGACAGCGAAUGCAACGUCAACAAGCAUUGACACGAGCAUCAUUUAAUCGUCUUGCGUUCGGAUAUGACCAUAAUAUCGACUAUUCGUCGCACUCACUAAUUACGAUCGGUAAUAUGGACAAGGAGUGUCAACAUUGUCAUGCUUUCACGUACAGAGCUGAAUCGGCUGGUCUAUGUUGCGCAUCUGGAAAAGUUUCACUUCCACCAUUAAAUCCACCUCCCGAACCAUUGAGAACACUACUAGCUGGAGCUACAUCGCAAUCAAAACUGUUUUUGCGUAAAAUUCGUAAAUUCAAUUCUUGCUUCCAAAUGACAUCAUUUAAAGCUACUAAAAUUAUUCACAAUAAUGAUGGUCGCAAUUUUGAAUCAACUUUUAAGAUUCAAGGUCAAGUGUAUCAUCAAAUUGGUUCAUUGCUUCCAAUGCCUGAAGCUGAUCCCAAAUUUCUACAAAUCUACUUUAUGGGAGAUGAGGAACAACGAACUAAUACACGCUGCGCAUACAACCAUAUAGACCAGAUGCAGGAGCGAGAAAUUGUAGAAAUUUUGGAAACAUUUUUGCUGAAUAAUAAUCACUUGCUACGGUUGUUCAAGACUCUCUCCAACAGACUGCAAAACGACAACUACGCCAUUGUCAUUAAAGCAGAUAAAGUACCGUAUGGAGAGCACGCAGGCACAUAUAAUGUUCCAACUAUUAAUGAAGUUGCAGUUAUUAUGGCUGGUGACCCAUCGGAACGUCGAGAUAUACGCAUACAACGCAGGGAUAACACGGUGCAAAUAAUUCAAGACAAUCAUCGUUCUUAUGAUGCAUUGCAGUAUCCGUUGAUAUUUUGGGAAGGAGAGGAUGGUUAUCAUUUCAACAUUAAACAAAGGAAUCCAACGACAGGUGUGGAACUAACCACUAUGACAAUUAAUAAGUCACAAGGUCAAACAAUGACGAUUUGUGGAUUGGAUUUGGAAAAUCCGUGCUUUUCUCUCGGCCAAUUGUACGUUGCAUGUUCAAGGGUUGGCAAACCAUCCAAUUUGUUUGUGUAUAUUCCUCAAGGAGUAAACAAAAAUAUUGUACAUCCAAUGGCACUAAGUUAGUUGAACUUUUUGUUAAUUGAAAAUAUACAAAUGUUAUAAAAUA
Messenger RNA from Coccinella septempunctata (seven-spotted ladybird), 1553 nucleotides. RefSeq lists its product as uncharacterized. The record is from RefSeq and is a predicted model, not a curated record. The transcript is spliced from 3 exons. The coding region runs from base 74 to 1510 and encodes 478 amino acids. NCBI's taxonomy places the organism in Eukaryota, Metazoa, Arthropoda, Insecta, Coleoptera, Coccinellidae.